GUAGAUAGUGUUUUUCAUUUUUUUUUGUGCAGAUUUCGCUUUAAUCCAAAACCCCCUAAGAGGGUUUGAUCAGAAAAUAACAUUGGCUUUAAAGAUCAAUAGUAACCUGAAUUCCAACCCUAUCAAACAUGGAGCCCCAACGAAUUAUUCAAGUAAAAUCAAGAGAGGAGUUAAGAGAUGAGAUCCACCUAGCCGCCCUCGACAGCGUUGUGAAUCUCAACUCCCUGUGUGCUGCCUUUACAUUUAUCGGACUCUCCCUCACCACUAUGGAGUUGCAGAGCAUUGAUGGUCGUUUUGGCUGCAAUCCCAAUAUAAGCAUGAUCAGAAACUUGAUGUUAUUUGAGGUCAUUUCUUUCGCUUUUUUUCUCGCAUCAUCGUUGGUGGCUUAUGGCUUGAAGAUAAUGAUUAGUCUCAUCAAUGCUGUAGAGUUAAAUGAAGAGUUUAGAAACCACUUCAACAGAAAGUCUAUUCGGAAGGUGAUGCUUUGUGUCAUCUUCACCUCGAUCUAA
Messenger RNA from Vitis vinifera (wine grape), 509 nucleotides. RefSeq lists its product as uncharacterized. The coding region runs from base 129 to 509 and encodes 126 amino acids. The record is from RefSeq and is a predicted model, not a curated record. NCBI's taxonomy places the organism in Eukaryota, Viridiplantae, Streptophyta, Magnoliopsida, Vitales, Vitaceae. The transcript has 2 exons.